GGUCAACGACUGGAACUCCUUACCUGAUUCAGUAGUAACAGCUCCAUCGGUGAACGCUUUCAAAGAGAAACUGGAUCUCUGCAGAGAUAUAUAUCGCGAGGAUUAACAUAGGCAACAAGAGCCUUCUGUCCUUAUAAUCUGAAUCUGGUCUACUUGCAGUGCGCCUACAUUCUUGACCGUAGCAUCCGCACUUCGUCCUAACCUAUGCGCAAACUUGUGCGUGUGUUACUUCAUAGGAACACCAUGUGUCGUCUAUGCAUUGAUGUCUUCAUAUCCCAAUCAGACUAAAUCUCUUCAUCUGAAACAGGAGAAUUGAAAUCAAAAUAUGCUUACUUAAUUAUAAGUAUGUAUACUGUGGUGAGUGCUGAGUGUUUCACUUUGACCUAAACUGAGGGAAACUGACUAACCACGUGACUCUGGUAUGUCGCGAAUCCAUCUGUUCAAUCUCCAUAUCCGGGUUGUUCUGUAAGAACAAAAAGGCGAAGUUUUCAAAUACUGAUUCGCCGUUGAAAUAUUGAAAAUACUGCACAUGGACGUCCUAGCUGCAAUCAGAACGAGAAGUUGAAGUUGAGUUUCUUCAGCAAGUUAUUUUUCCGUUGGUUAUCCUCAGUAUUGCUUUGAAGAAUAUGGCGUUACUUCUAGUUUGUAUUGGUACUUUAAAUAACUUCCUCAGAUAAUACAAAUUCAAUAUCAAGUCAUUGAUGUUUCUAUUUUACAGACAUCUUGUGACACAACUGUAUUGGAUCUGUAACCAAGUAACACACUAUGGAUACUGUUCUCCUAAGUGAUCUUGAACGCUUCUACCUCGUACAGGGAGUUGAAUUGGGAUGUAGGAUGGAUGGCCGCAGGCCAAACGAAUAUCGACCUUUAGAAAUUGAGACUAGUAUCUUAAGCCACGCGAGCGGUUCAGCGAGUAUUCGCAUUGGUGAAACAUUUAUUUUAUGUUGUGUCAAAACGGAAGUUGGUAAACCGUCUUUAACUGCUCCAAAUGAAGGUCGUAUAGAAAUUAAUGUUGAAUGUUAUCCUACAGCAACUCACCGUUGCAAUGAUAAAAUAGCAUCUGAAUUAGCCGAACGCUUGAAAGCAACAUUACAAUCAGUCUAUCAAUCAGAGUUUCUUGAUCUUAGUUCAUUGUGUAUACAACGUGGUCGACAAUGCUGGAUUGUGUACAUUGACUUACUUAUAUUAGAAGGUGCUGGAAACCUGCUUGAUGCAUCAUCUUUAGUCAUUAAGGCUGCUUUACUCAAUGCAACACAGUCGAAUUCUUCACUGGCAUCUGUUUUCAAAAAUAAGAAGAAAAUGGUGACUUCGGAAUCCUCAGCUGAACACUCUAAUGACGAUAUGCUACCUCUAUUCGUUACAGUGCAUAAAAUUGGGAAUGCUUACGUAAUCGAUGCUACUAAAGAAGAAGAGGCGUGUUCAUUAUCCAGGUUGUCUGUUGUUAUAUACCCUGACGGGUCAUUAGGAUCUAUAGAACGUGAUGGAUGUUCCAGUUGUCAUUUGGAAACAAUUGUUAAAAUGUCAGAGCUUGCAACCACAGUUGGAAAGGAAUUAAAUCAGGCUUUGAUAAACACACUGGAAUUAGAGAAACAAUUGCGUUCCACAUAGAAAAAAAUAUAGUAUCUUUGUAUAUAUGGUAUACUUAAAUGUCUUUUCAUCAUUGUUCCCAGUGUUAUGCAAGAGAAUAUGAUCACUGUUUGAAAGUAUCCAUUGGAUUCCAACUUAAGCAAUUCGAAAUAACCUAUUGCUUUUACUAAUAACAUAAAAAAAGUUGUUCAGC
Molecule: messenger RNA, 1780 nt
Organism: Trichobilharzia szidati
Lineage: Eukaryota; Metazoa; Platyhelminthes; Trematoda; Strigeidida; Schistosomatidae
Source: the annotation of a GenBank genome assembly